UUUACCCCUUUCUUUCUUUCAUUCAGAAAGAAAUCACAAAAACUCAGCCAAAAAAACCCUAGCCCUGUAAGCCUACACCACCGCCGCAAGGAGUGGCAUACUGCCGCCGUCCCUCGUGCUCCAAGUCUGCAACCCCUGUUCGCUGUUACCGAUCGCAGCUGCUUCCUCGAGCUCGGCGUCCUUGUCUUUGUCUGCUCAGCCGCGCUUCCGCCGCCGUUUGUUUGCUGUUCACGUUCGCGUCUUCGUUCAGCCGUCGUCUUCGUUCGCGUUCUUUGCCUUCACUUUCGCUCGGCGUUAACCGUUCGCGUUCACUCGCCGUUCACCGUUCGAGUUUGUAUUCGCGUUCAUCUGGAAGCCACGUUGCUCUGCUUCAAACUCUGCGACCAACCCGCGCGCUCCACCUAGCCGUCGAACUGCUCUCUUUUGUUGCCGCCCACCGUAAUCUCCGGCCACGCAGAUUGUAUUCCCUUCCCACCGGUGGCGUUAGCUUCUUCUCCAUCCGCGGCGACGAAUUCUCAACUGUUCACGGCUGUAGCAUCUUCUUUUUUCGGGGCACAUACGGAUUAAAAACAAAACUAUGGCUGGUAAAGCUGAAGGUAGUGAUCACAGGGAGCCAGUUAAUGAACAAGCAGUUGCAAAUAUAUAUGCGGCAAUGAGGUCUGAACUCAACCAAAUUCACUCGAAAAUCACCGAGCUGGAAAUGGAAGUUAGCGAGCACUCGCUGGUAGUUAAUGCCAUUCAGCCGCUCGAUCCCUCUAGGCGAUGCUAUCGAAUGAUUGGGGGUGUUCUGGUCGAGAGAACUGUGAAGGAGGUCUUGCCUGCGGUGCUGCGCAACAAAGAGGGACUCGAAGAAGUUAUUAGCAGGCUCAAUGAAGCAUUGGAAAAGAAGAAAAAGGAGAUUGUUGAGUUUGAGGCUAAAUAUAAAAUCAGGAUAAGGAAAGCUGAUGCAGAGGUGAAGGAUGAAUCCGGUAGGAAGGAAGGCACCGCUCAAGGCGUUCUUGUUGGCCCUGCAGGUGGAAGUGAAGCAUAGAUCAGGUCUUAGAAUGUUAGCAUGUAGUCUUCUUUACUCUUGUACUUUAACAUGUUGUGGUGUUCUGAUUUGUUUGUGAGGAUUGCCUUAAAUAACAAAUGUUACAUCUUUUGAUCUUCUUUUGAGCAAGUCUUUUGGAAGAAACUGUUCUUAGACAUGUUCUCAUGUAGGAUUUGACUGCAAGUACAUAUGAUAUGAUUAGUAAUUGCUUCAGCUA
Arachis duranensis is the source of this 1247-nucleotide messenger RNA. Its product is annotated as prefoldin subunit 2. The record is from RefSeq and is a predicted model, not a curated record. Gene Ontology annotation, cellular component: prefoldin complex; cytoplasm. Gene Ontology annotation, molecular function: protein folding chaperone. Bases 578 to 1030 code for a protein of 150 amino acids. Lineage: Eukaryota; Viridiplantae; Streptophyta; Magnoliopsida; Fabales; Fabaceae. The transcript has 3 exons. Gene Ontology annotation, biological process: protein folding.